Messenger RNA from Juglans regia (Persian walnut), 993 nucleotides. RefSeq lists its product as uncharacterized. The transcript is spliced from 4 exons. The record is from RefSeq and is a predicted model, not a curated record. Bases 1 to 993 code for a protein of 330 amino acids. Lineage: Eukaryota; Viridiplantae; Streptophyta; Magnoliopsida; Fagales; Juglandaceae. Gene Ontology annotation, molecular function: metal ion binding.
AUGAGCAUGUUCAGAGGAGAUAGCUGGGCGAGAGAGGCGCAGCAGAGGAAGCGAAGGGUGGAGGAUCUGGCCCUUGAAGCACUCGAUGAUGCGUCUUCCUACAAGAAGCUGCUUAGCAGCAAAUACGAAUUUGGCCAAAUUUAUGUUACUGAUUAUGUUCGGGUAACAAGCAUAGAAUGGCUAUCUGAGUAUGUCAAAAUGAUCUCACAAUCUGGACCCUGCAAUUUUUUCAGUGCUAGAAUCUUCAACAAGAUUUGGUUCUUGUUGGGAGUGAAUUCCAUACUUGUAGAUAAAGAAAAAGACUUGGUUAUAGUUUCUGGCAACAUAGACCCAACAAAACUCGUAGAUGCAAUCAAAAGGAUUGGGAAAAAAAAUGCAGAGGUUCUGUUCUAUGAAAAGGAUCCUUCUCUCGUCCCACAAAAGCUAAACCACCUGUUCAACAAGAUACGUAGCACCCAUUGCAAAGAUUCUGAUACUCAUGUGGUUGAUGAUGCUGAAGAUCAUAACGAAGAGAACAAUGAUAUUCAUGACAAAAGUUGUGAAUUUUCCAAUAACAAUACAAUUCAUAAAUUGAAGCGUGGUCGUGGAUCUCACAGGCAUGACAAUCAACACCAUUACAACGUGCAUGGAAAAGGAUCGGAGACUAUUAAUAUAAGAGGUAGGGUCUUUGCUAAUCCUUCUGCUGCUGCUGCAACUCGAGGCUACGGGCAUGUUCCAGCAGGGUUGCCGCCAGCUAGAUCGUCGUAUGUAUAUCAAGGCUAUGAUUGGUAUCCGACAAUGAUGUACUCCGGGCCGCCACAGCCACCGCCGCUGCCACUACUGCCUGCUUAUCACGAUUAUUAUAGGCAAAUUAAUCUGCCACCACCAGCAGGGGCAGCAUUGAUCAUGCAGCCUGCCUAUACUCCUUACUACAAACAGCGGGAUCCACCAAAUUCCAACUCGAUCUUCCACUACUUCAGCGAUGAUAAUAGUGAGGCCUGCACUAUAAUUUGA